Molecule: messenger RNA, 1155 nt
Organism: Symbiodinium natans
Lineage: Eukaryota; Dinophyceae; Suessiales; Symbiodiniaceae
Source: the annotation of a GenBank genome assembly
AUGCCCGUGACGCGGGUGCAGCCUGUGAAUGCGUCAGAGCCCCUGGAGAUUGAGACCCCUGCCGGGUCGACGGUGGCCGACUUGAAGCUGGGCAUUGAGGCACGGACGGGCAUCAAGGCCUCCUUACAGCGGCUUGUUGCAGCCGGGCGCCUCCUUCAGGAGGAUGCCCUCUUGGACUCGCUGGCCGGCCGUAUAUUCCUGGCCCAAACCACCGGUGCGGCUGCUGCUGAGUCGCCUGUUGCACCGACAGCGGAGACAUCAGAGAUCAAGCUGCUGAUCCGAGCUGUUUGGAGCGAUGGGCGCCAAGAAGAAAGGACGGUUGAUGCACCGAAGCAGCUGCCCGUCAGCAGGUUCAAGGAGAAGGUGCUCGCUUCUUUGGACAAAGAGUUCUCUGAAGAAGGUCGCUGCAACUUUGUCUUUGCAGGCCGACUCCUGGACUCAGAGGGGACACUGGAGGAUCAGAGCUUUGAGGAGGGUGAUACCGUCGUCGUGGUGGCGCCGCAGGCACGGGUCAGUUGUCUCCGGCGCCUCCGGCGCCGUGUGGUGUGGCUCCUCCUCAGACUUCGCGCCUUUGUCCGGAGCCUUUGGGCACUUCCCUGGGUGCUGGCAUCGGGGCUGCGAACUGCGUGGUAUGACCCUUGGAGCAUCGUGCGACCAUCCGUUCCAGAAGAGGGGCGUCGAGGGCCUCGAAUCCGAACACUGGGAUUCACGGCUCAAAUGGCACGUUAUGGUCCUGGCCAAAAUCCCCACGGAGAGGACCUAACCAUGGUGUUAACGCAAGGUCUCCUCGGCAUGCCCGGGCCACAGUCCGCAGUCCUAGGAAGUAAGCUGAACAAGCACGGCCAUGCUGAGAGUCAGGGAUUCAUCGCUGAGGAGGACCGGGUGAAUUGCCCCUUCUAUUUCAAGAUCGGUGCUUGCCGAAACGGCGACCGAUGCAAUCGCGCUCACAGCAAGCCGGCCAGCGGCAACACGCUCCUGAUUCCCCAUCUGUAUCCGUGUAUUCCGGAAGCCAUGGCCGUGGCAAACGAUGACGAGUGGGACGAUGAGACAUACGCCCGGCAGCAGGAGCACCUGGAACACUUCUACGAGGAAGUCUUCCUGGAGUUAGCCAAAUUUGGCGAGGUCCACGUCUUUACUCUAAGGGGUCAAAUUUAG